AGUCUCGUAUCGGACUUGGUUCUUGCUACAACGUAUCGUGUCAUCCCCAUCAAGUGUAUCUCCUCAUCUCGAUCUUGUAAUCCCCCACAUCGCGAUCACAAAGUCCUCAUGAACUGAGGAACUCUGAGGUUUCAUUUUACGGUGUGUCGGGGGGAGUUUUAUUCAAGUGAAGUGUGUUGCUGAUUAAUUAAAUGGAGAAUGAUGUUCGGUGGAAGAGAAGAUUCUUCGCUGAUGGAUGCAGCAAGUAUCCACGGCCCUCGCGAAAUGAAAGAUAGAAAUCUGCCAGCGAGUAUCUCCCGGUAUUUGGAUUCACUGCUAACUAAGAGGUGGAUACGACGAUUAGUAUGUUAAUGACGAGCUUGGUGGGAUCCUAACGACUCGCAGUUGAGUAAAAUCCCGCAAAAAGGGUCUGGAGAACAAAAGAGAAGCAAGGAAGGAAAAAAAGCCUUGAAAUAGACCGGUGAAAAUUCUUCUGCAUUCACGCUUUGUAAAUAAUUACUGUGCGAAUGAAACUGUGAGAAAAUAGCGGUGAAGGAGAGUACGAGAGGGUUUAAUAAUACUGGAGUCAGCAUAAUCAUGUUCGGCACGAAGUUGCGCACGUGGAUGGAGGCGCAUAUCGUGCGACCGAAGAAAAAAAAGGAUCGUAAAAAGGGUGACAAGGGCUUUGACUCAAAUUGCAAUUCACCGGGGAGCCACAGUGCCAAUCGAUCACCUGCACCUCAUCAGGUCCAUCCAUUGAAUUCACCAGCUAAAAACGUAGACAGUAUUAUCCUCGGUAAAGCAGCCACAUACGUCGGCACAACGACAAACUCAUCGUCUGGUAAUUCCGGUGGUAACGUCAGUGUUAAUCUCUCAUCACCAGAGAGUGCAUACAGCACUGGUUACUCCACAGACGGUACAUCGCCAGGUGCUAGUUUUCCACCUGAGUAUUACAUUAAUAUAAGAACUGGUAAGCAUUAUUUUCAAAGUAACAAGGGAACGAGAAGUGUUAAGUGCAGCGUGGCCAACGCACCGGGAAAUGACAAGGAGGAGGAGACAACUGGGAACAGGGUGAACGGAAAUAUUACCAUGACGAGGGAGAAUAAACUCGCUGGAGAGAUUCGCACAAGUACUCCAUUCAAGGGGACAGAGGCUGCAAUCAGCCACCCUCACAAGCCCCAGCCGUGUCAGCAAAGCCCCCAGACCCUAAAUCGUAAUGCAUCCCAUGUACACAGAAGAACAGAGUCGUAUUCAGCAGCUGACAUAACGAUACGAAAUAGUUUGCCAAUUCCUUCGUCGAUACCGCCACCACUUGUAUCAUCACCUACCAUCCAAUCACCUAGACAACGUUCACGAAUACGUACGAAUCCGUGGCUAUCAGCCAACUCAUCCAGCUCGAGUACAACUGGUUGUGGGAAUGGUGGUGGUUACAAGUCUCGUUUAACAUUGAACGAAACUAGUAGCAGUUCAGGGCUCAAACUCACCGAAUCGUCGGGUAGUGCUAGUGACGUUAACGUGAAUAAUCAUCGCAGCAGUCAGGGAAGAAGAGAGGGCAGGCAGGAGAGUCUCAGCGCUGGUCGUAGUCCAAUAAACCACAACUGGCGAAUUUCCCCUGGAAUGGAUCGAGCUAAACUCCCCCCGUGUCUCACCCGGCGCAGCAGUUCAAGCUCCUCAGCGUCCUCACUAACCCAGAGCAUAAGAUCCUCCGAAGACGACAUAACACUCAACGAGAUGAUGGGUAAGUUCGACGAAUCCUACAUCUACGAGAAGGAAACAGACAUUCUCUCAGACAGCGAUCCAACGGACUGCGAGGACUACGUAAAUCAUUCGCCGUCUGACGUGGACACUGGACAGGACGGUGGUGACGAGAAUGAUCCGUUCGAGAACUCGGACUUCGACUACAUCGACAACGGCAGCUUCCUGGACUUGGAGACCCUCGAGGGGAAUUUCCCGAACACCGGGCACUGCACGUACUUCACAUUUACAAGUGAACUAACGCGACGAAGCACUCGUCUACGAGACUCUUUGUUGAAGCGUCGAUCGAGAGAAGAAAUGCAGCACCGCUCGAGUCUCCGAAGUAGCUCCAAGCGUCAGAGCCUGCGGCACAAAAAACUUGAGGACAAACCCCUGGAGAAGCGAAAGAAACGUCAGUCCCAGCGACGAAAACCAGUCUUCGACAGGUGUGACGAUGCAGCAGCGAACUUGAAUCGAGUGCUGGUCGAGCGAAUGCUGUUGAAGAACUCCGGCUUCAACCAGGGAAGCAGAAGUGUUGGGGGUACACCGAUCUGCCUCCGUCGGCGAAAGCACCACGACGUCAACGAGAAUCUCUCCCCGAUUCGUCAGAACGACCCAAGGAACUUCAUCAGUCCUUCUCUGGAGAAUGAAAUCGUCAAGAGACGAUCCAACUCCAUCAGCUACGUCAAUGGGAAUAUCGUGAGGCAGAGAGUCUCGGGGAACACCUACAUGACGACUUUUGCAUCGGAGAUAGCGCUAAUCGAGGCUGACAAGGAGGCGGACAGGAAAUACAGGGAGUUGAUCAUCGAGGCUGAGAAUAUCCUGGUGAACAUGAAGAAUGCAUCAUCACCGGUGAUUCCCUCACCCUCACGACGUGUUCACAAUGGACUUGCUAACAAGAGGGUUGAGUUGAUAAAGAAUACUGAGUUGAAUAUCGAACUGGCACUUUCCAAGAGUAGAAACUUACAGCCGGAGCUGCAGAGUGGAAACAUCAAGGACAUUGAGCACACUAGUCCUAAGAGGCAGUUUAAUCAGGUGGGAUCGCCUGUUCAUCGGUUCGUGGAGAAGAAUUACUACAGGCAGGAAGUGAUAAAAUGUCCGGAUUCACCGGUUCUCGGGAGAAGAACUCCACAAGUAUCGCCGAGCCGGGCUUUUGUGGCCAGUAGAAUGCCGAUGGUGGAGGAGGGGAGGGAGAGGGCUAGGAAUCGAGUGGAGGUCAAUGGAGUCAGGUCCUUCAGCCACGACGGACGGGUGGAGAAUUUCCCGAAGGACCCGCUCUUCUCAGUUCCGUCGAAAAACGGCUUUGGUAAGAAGAAGGAGGUGAGGCAGAAGGAUGAGGGGAUUACCAGCAGUUCAUCGGAUUCAGAGGACAGGGGGGAUACCAGGAGGAGGGCUCCGUUGUUGACAUUCAGGUCUGUCGAUAUGGGGCCGGUUAAAGAGAGCACGUACUACUGUCCCCAGAGUGAACCAGUCAAGCGUAAAGUUUACGCUGGUAGUACUACCUAUGGGAGAAUACAAAAGACUCUGGGGGAAAGGCAUGUAGUACUGAGAAAUUCCGAUGGGGAUACAGCCACUGAUGAUACAGACGACUCGAGGAGAUCACUUCGUGAAAAAGUUGCCCAGCUACGUCAGGAGAGGUUGACUGCCGAGGCAAAUCUAAAUGCUCAAGACACCCAAAUGUUUCAGCAUCAUUUGACCCAAUUGCGCAGGCAAAUGCUGAUGCACACGAUUGAGGGACUCAAACGUAGCCUCGAGGAUCAGUCAGCGACACUCAAGCAGACGUGCCUCCACGAGACAAUUCUCCACGACGAGUUGCCUUGAACACUUGAUGAACGACAAACAAAAAAUCCAGAGUAUUUUUUGCCCCAGAUUUUUCACAAAUCUUUGUAUCGUUGAAUUAAACAAAAGUAAUAAUUACGACGCAGGGGACGAACUAAAAUGGUAAGAUAUUUUUUUUCUUUCUCAACUAAUACCUCUGCAGGGGGACAAAUAUAUUUUUCUGCCUCUAUGAAUACUCAUGAUUAACAGAAUGAGAAAAUUAGAGAUGAUUGAUAUUUUGAGGACAAUUUUCCUGGUGAUUUAUUCAUUUUAUGAAAUGAAGUUUCGUAUGAAAAAUCAAUUCAUCGAUGUGAGCCUGGAUCGGUGAUCAAGGAUAAACGUUUUAGAGUGUAAAAAUAGGAAAGAUAGGAUUUUCUACAUUUGCAGAGUAAUUUAAUUUAAUUUAAUUUCAAAUUAUACGAAAUGGAGAGAUGAAUCUUCCGGACUCUCCUCACUUAAACACUUUACUCAUCAUCUCUUUAUUCUGUUCAAUUGCGUGAUUAAACUGUAGUUGAGAAUAGUUGCUGGGUAGACUGAACAAGAGGGAACUUGUGUAAUUUUUCAAUUUUUUGGUUUGAAAAUCAUUUUGCAAUGAUCCACUCUUUCCAAAACUCAAUUCAUCUAUUUAUAAUCAAUGCAAGUUCCUUAUUCACCAAUAAAGUAGUAAAAGAACAAGGACUUGCCAACAAAAACGUCUGCAGUUCCUCUAACUUCAGACAUGACAUCACGAUAGAUAAUAAAAAUCACUAUAAAUUAUCCUAAAGGGCCUAUUCCUGGGUGUUCUCUUCCCCUAGUUAGAACUUCAUUAAUAAAAAACCAAUGCGAUACGAAUAAACUAUCAAAAUCAUACAUUUCACGAUAGAAGGAAAGGAAAAUUGAGAAAAAUUCAAGAGUAGAGCAUUUCCUACUCGAAACGCGUAGUGUUUAUUGCAAAUAAUGAGGCUAAAAGAAUAAAGAUAGUAAAAAUUGUAAUCGAUAAUAAUAUCCCUCAGAGAAAAAAAUAUCCCAUUGAAUAUGGCCCGGCGUUCCACUUCUCUUGCAAUAAUAAAAAAAUUAUUGGAAGUGAUGUGACAACAGUGUUAUCAGUGUUGCCUGUAUUUUCAUAGUCUGCCAUCGAGUGCUGUAUAUUUUUCCGCGGAUAGAAUACUAUUGGAAGCUAGAAAAAAAAUCUCCCCUAGGUGUUGGAAUAUCAGUUGUUUUUCAAUUAUUCAAGUGCACGCUGACUGUCACGUUGCCAAUUGUUCCUAUGAAAAAUACUGCUCGAUAGUUACUCUUUCGUUUUGUCCUUCUUUUUAAUGAUUUAUUGAUUGAGGGUCUUCACGUCUAGCGAUUUUAUAUGGAAGCAUCAACUGUAUACCAAAGAUAAUAAUGUAGUGAUAGGAAAAAUGUAAGUUACUGAGGAAAAUACGAAGGGUAACUUCAAUUACUGGUAGUAAAAGGGUAGAUCAUCCUAGCGCAUGGGGUUUUUUGUUGUUUGACACUGAAUAAUAAUUUCUGCUUAUCAUCUUUGAAGCUAAUACGUUGAGGGUGAAAACAAUUGAUCAUUUAUUGAUUUUUAUCGAGUAUUCUUUGAACAAUUCUUUGCGUAUAGACUGAAUAGUAUUACGAUUGAUGAAGUAGGCGAUAGAAUUGUUAUAAUUUAUGUGAUUUAUGAUUUUUCUAAGUGAUAAUUAUCAAAAACAUUGAACAUUGCGCACACUUUGGAUAUUCAACAUUAGACGAUAGUAACUAGCCACUAGUUGAAAAGUUUAGUGAAAAAUCUAGUGUUAGAUGGAGCAUUUAACGAGUAAUAGACUCACGAAAAGUCUUCUAGUUGUUAAUUUUCAUCGUAGGCUACCUUCACUCGAUAUUUUCUUAAGACCUUGUGAUUGUCAGUUAAUUCUAAGUUAGUGAAUUUUAAUAAAUGCAAGAAAAGCUUUAUCUAUUUGAUUAAAUCAUCAGACUUUAUUGAAAUUCUCAAUAGUCGAGCAUUGUAAAUAAUUCAUUUGAUAAUUUCAUUAUUAGCUAAUAUAAUUCAUUUGUAUUUUUGGUUACAAAAAGCAACGGUCGUUUGUUGAUUUGUUUAUUGACUCGAUACAUUCCAGGAUAUGAAUGGAAGCUCGAAUAAAAUAUAUUUGACAAAAUGAUAACAACACAGACAAUUAACCAUGAUUUAGCCAAGUGUCCAGCUGAUUCGUAUGAUUUUAAAGUGAUACAAAAUGUUCCCCUGCUCGGAUUUGUCUCUAGUCAUCCGAUGGACUGUGCAGGGUAGAUAAAAUAAUAAUUAAAAUGGUUAUUGAGAUUCAAUGGCAGAGAUAAUUUCGAUUAUUGUUAAUAACAGUGUCAUCAUUCUCUCUGUAAACUCGUGCCAUUCAUCCAAUUAAAUAAAAAUGUUUCUUUUGUAUAUGAUUAAUUAUGAAUAAAUUAUAUUAUGUCGUU
This is a messenger RNA of Diachasmimorpha longicaudata, 5949 nucleotides long. RefSeq lists its product as uncharacterized. Bases 577 to 3534 code for a protein of 985 amino acids. Lineage: Eukaryota; Metazoa; Arthropoda; Insecta; Hymenoptera; Braconidae. The transcript has 7 exons. The record is from RefSeq and is a predicted model, not a curated record.